Onychostruthus taczanowskii (white-rumped snowfinch) is the source of this 19966-nucleotide messenger RNA. RefSeq names its product dynamin 3 (gene DNM3). The coding region runs from base 215 to 2770 and encodes 851 amino acids. NCBI's taxonomy places the organism in Eukaryota, Metazoa, Chordata, Aves, Passeriformes, Passeridae. Gene Ontology annotation, molecular function: microtubule binding; GTP binding; GTPase activity. Gene Ontology annotation, cellular component: membrane; microtubule; cytoplasm. The record is from RefSeq and is a predicted model, not a curated record. The transcript is spliced from 21 exons.
CACAAGUGGGGGAAGAACGGAUUUUGGGACAAUCGCGGGACAAUCGUGGGACAAUCGUGGGACGAUCGUGGGACCGCCACCACGACCCGCACCGGAGGGGGCGUGGCCGCCCCGCGGAGGCCCCGCCCCCGGGCCCGCGGAGGGAGGAGCGCAUGCGCAGUGCGCCGGCCGUUACCUGUCAGCGGCUGCGGGUGGAGGAGGAGGAGGCGGCGGGAUGGAGGGGCUCAUCCCGCUCGUUAACCGGCUGCAGGAUGCCUUCGCGGCACUGGGCCAGAACUGCCUGCUCGACCUGCCGCAGAUCGCGGUGGUGGGCGGGCAGAGCGCCGGCAAGAGCUCCGUGCUGGAGAACUGCGUCUCCAGGGAUUUUCUUCCACGAGGUUCUGGAAUUGUGACAAGACGACCAUUGGUCCUGCAGCUCAUCACUGCCAAAACAGAGUAUGCUGAAUUUCUACACUGCAAAGGGAAGAAAUUUACUGAUUUUGAUGAAGUUCGUCAGGAAAUUGAAGUAGAAACAGAUAGAGUAACAGGAAUGAACAAAGGCAUUUCUUCAGUUCCUAUUAAUUUAAGAAUAUAUUCUCCACAUGUCUUAAGCCUGACCCUUAUUGAUUUGCCGGGAAUCACCAAAGUGCCAGUGGGGGAUCAGCCUCCGGACAUUGAGCAGCAGAUCAGAGACAUGAUAAUGCAGUUCAUCUCUCGGGAGAACUGCCUGAUCCUGGCUGUGACUCCAGCUAACACUGACCUGGCCAACUCAGAUGCCCUGAAGCUGGCAAAGGAAGUGGACCCUCAGGGCCUUAGAACCAUUGGUGUGAUCACAAAAUUGGAUCUGAUGGAUGAAGGAACAGAUGCAAGAGAAGUUCUAGAAAACAAACUCCUUCCUCUUCGCAGAGGUUAUAUUGGUGUUGUAAACAGAAGCCAGAAGGACAUUGAUGGGAAGAAGGACAUAAAAGCAGCUCUUCUAGCAGAAAGGAAAUUCUUUCUUUCCCACCCAUCCUACAGGCACAUGGCAGAUCGGAUGGGAACACCGUAUCUCCAGAAAGUUCUAAACCAGCAACUUACCAAUCAUAUUCGGGAUACCCUGCCAGCUUUCAGAAGCAAACUCCAGAGCCAGCUGCUUUCUAUAGAACAUGAAGUAGAGGUAUACAAAAACUUCAGACCAGAAGAUCCCACCAGAAAAACAAAAGCCCUGUUGCAGAUGGUACAGCAGUUUUCAGUGGACUUUGAAAAAAGAAUUGAAGGAUCAGGAGAUCAAGUUGAUACGCUGGAACUUUCAGGAGGUGCCAAAAUCAAUCGUAUUUUCCAUGAACGUUUUCCCUUUGAACUCGUGAAGAUGGAAUUCAAUGAGAAGGAACUGAGGAGAGAGAUAAGUUAUGCCAUCAAGAAUAUACACGGGAUCAGAACAGGUUUGUUCACUCCAGAUAUGGCGUUUGAAGCCAUUGUUAAAAAACAGAUUGUUAAGCUGAAAGGACCUUGCUUAAAAAGUGUGGAUCUGGUGAUGCAAGAGUUAAUCAACACUGUCAAGAAGUGCACUAAAAAGUUGGCAACAUAUCCAAGGUUGUGUGAGGAAACAGAAAGAAUUGUUGCUGGCUACAUUCGUGAGAGAGAAGAGAAGACCAAGGACCAGAUGCUGCUGCUCAUUGAUAUCCAGGUUUCUUAUAUCAACACCAACCAUGAAGAUUUCAUUGGCUUUGCGAAUGCCCAACAAAGAAGCAGUCAGGUUAACAAAAGUGCAGUGGGAAAUCAGGGAACCAAUCUACCGCCUUCAAGGCAAAUUGUCAUCCGGAAAGGCUGGCUCACCAUCAACAACAUUGGCAUCAUGAAAGGAGGAUCCAAGGAAUACUGGUUUGUCCUGACUGCAGAGAGCUUGUCCUGGUAUAAAGAUGAUGAGGAAAAAGAGAAGAAGUACAUGCUGCCUUUGGACAACUUGAAAGUGCGAGAUGUUGAAAAGAGCUUCAUGUCCAGCAAACACAUCUUUGCAUUGUUUAACACAGAGCAGAGGAAUGUUUACAAGGAUUACCGUUUCCUUGAGCUAGCCUGUGACUCCCAAGAGGAGGUGGAUAGCUGGAAGGCAUCUCUGCUACGAGCCGGUGUCUAUCCUGAUAAAUCCUCAACUGAAACUGAAGAGAAUGGCCAAGCAGAUAAUUUUUCAAUGGACCCCCAGCUGGAAAGACAGGUGGAGACAAUUCGAAAUCUUGUGGACUCCUACAUGUCUAUUAUUAACAAAUGUAUCCGAGAUCUGAUCCCGAAAACAAUCAUGCACCUCAUGAUCAAUAAUGUAAAAGAAUUCAUCAACGCAGAGCUGCUGGCUCACCUGUAUUCUUCUGAGGACCAGAACACUCUGAUGGAGGAGUCGGCGGAGCAGGCGCAGCGGCGGGACGAGACCCUGCGCAUGUACCAGGCGCUGCAGGAGGCGCUGGCCAUCAUCGGGGACAUCAGCACCAGCACCGUGUCCACCCCUGCUCCCCCACCCGUGGAUGACUCCUGGCUUCAGCAGGCACGCAGAUCACCUCCUCCAAGUCCUUCAACUCCGAGGAGACCUACCUUGAACAAUCCCCCAACCAGACCUUUAUCUGGCCGAGGACCCGCUCCUGCCAUUCCCUCUCCAGGCCCUCAGUCGGGGGCUCCCCCAGUCCCGUUCCGCCCGGGACCUCUGCCUCCAUUUCCCAGUGCUGAAGGCCAUGGAGGACCCCCCCAGGUUCCCUCUCGGCCCAGCCGGGCUCCUCCCAGCGUGCCAAGGGAUAGGUGGGAUGGAGACCAGAAAGGAAUUUUCUAGCACGCAAAAGACACGUGGGUAAGCAGCUUGGGAACGCCUCAGUCCGGGACUGCCACUGGUGGCAUGAAAAGCAGUGGCGGACAAAGGAGGUCAGUGAUUUUCAAAUACUGUAGCUGGAUACAGAAUUGAAUGUGAGACUGCCUGACAUUUUUGUGGAAAAAAAUAAUCUGCAAUACACAUCUUCUGGACUAGAUCCUAGUUCUCUCUUUUAGAGCUAUGAAAGCCUCAGACAGAAAAAAUCUCAACUGCUAAAAAAUGAAGGAAGGGUUUGCCAUUCUGCUGAAACUUCAGGUUUCUUCUGCUGACUAAACUGCGAGGGAGGAAAUCCCAGGGAAGGGGCUGCAGGGGAAAUCACCUGAGGGGGGGACAGUGUGGCCAGCUCCUGCACCUAUUAAAUGUUUCUUUUGAGCCCUGGAAUUUCAGCUACGCUUGGUCUGGUUUUAAUAACAGCCUUUGCAGGAUCAUAGGAAAUUGACUCAGAAAAUGGGUCUGAGAUAUUAAAAGGGGGAAGAAAAGAGUUUUGAGGAAGAGUUCUCGUGGAAACUUGAGCUUUUUCUGUGACUUAUUUUUGAACUGGGGCGCUGUGCUCUGACUGUUCCACCACCAUUUUCUGCAGCGAUUCCUUGAAGUGUUGGGAUCUCUCUUAUCUAGGGAAAUAGUUUAGCUUCCUGAGAAGAAAGCAGUAUUUUUUAAAGUUUAUCUCCCUUUCCAAAGGAGUUUUCUGUUGCAGGCCCUAUCCCUGUCAUAUGCAGCUGAAAAUCCUGACAUGCUGAAGAAAUACAAAGUUUCCAUUUUCUCCUUUUCUGCCUUAAGAUAAAAAGAUCAUUUUUAGGGGUAAGACUUGGACUGUCCUUGUCCAAUGAGCAGAUUAGCACACGUUUGAUGUGGAAAAUUUGGCACCUUACUGUGAGAUACAGCCCUUCUUUAAAAACACAAUUUUUUUUCUUCUACUUUAUUAUGAUUUAUCAAAGGAAUUGUACAGAAAUGGUGAGCUCUCGGCAUUUUCUCACUGUUCCUUAAUGUACAGGGAAAGGAAGACUUAGGAGAGCAGGAAAUAAUUUUCUUCCCUGCUUCACUCUGAUUCUAAAGCUGGUUUGGGUUAUGUGCUCUGAAUAUUUCUGCAAGGAAACAGAAACUAUUUGCAUGAUACAUGCCUCUUUUAAUUAAUCCCACUUGAGGUGGGUGGAUCUCUCCCAGCAAAGCCUGUGAGUAAAGGCCCCUGGCUUUAAGGGCUUGAUGCCAAAGCAUAUAUGAUUUGUGAAAUAUUCCCCACUGCCAGAAUCUGGAUUAUUCCCCCUCUCUCUUAAAAGGCUUCAGUAGUAUUUUGAAAGAAAAUGCAGCUGUGUGCUUGCCGUGGUAGGAUGGCUUUAAGCAGGCACUAGAAGCACUUGAGCUCACCCUGAUGUGUGUUUGCCUGCCUGUGUGGAAAGCCUGUUCUUGACCAAUUUAAGUUCUGCUGUGGAUGCCUGAUUUUUAGCUUUUAAAUGUCCUGAAUGUGAAUCUCAGCUUUGCCACAAGGAAAACAAUUGAAUUGGAACUGGUUUUUCUCUUGGCAGCAGAGCCUGUGGUGUUUGUGGGGGAGGAAGGGUGCUGCCCUUUUCUCCCUGUGUCCUGCUACUGUGGAUUCACCAGGGCUUUCCCAACAAAGCCCUGGUUUGGAACCAGGAGACGGUUCCUGACUUUGUCACUGAGACAAAGGUGAUCCCACAGGAGGUGAAACCCUGGAGCACGUGUGUCACCCUCAGGCAGGCUGGGGCUGCUCCCCAGGGGCUGGGGCUGGUCUUUACACAUGUGGCAAGUCCUGGGGAGAAAAUUCACUUGUGCUGCUCACACACAGUCCCUGCAAUUUACUUCCGCCCACAGGCAGCCAGCAGGGAAGGGCUGGGGCAGCUCUGCAGCUCCCCUUUGUUAUGCCACCAAGGCUAAUUCCAUCACCUGCUGUGCUGGUAGCUAAUCUACCUUGUAAGCCAGCAUUACAUAUUUCUGCCAUACUGGCAGGAAAAGGUACUUUUACCUGACAGUAAUUGCAGUUAGAAAUUCGCAGACAAAGUCAGGAGCAUUACUGCCUGACGUCUCCCAGCCCACAGGCUCCCACUCAACUCUUUGGUUGCCAAAUAUCAACCAUUCACAAAGUUUUCUCUGAUGGAUUUUUACGGAUUAGAGUUCUUUGAAAAGAUUUAAUGAAAUGUCUAACCCUGUGCAUUGAAUGAUAAGGGGGUUUUGUGCAAAAAUUGCACAUGAUCCUCUAAAUAAAAUCUGUCAUAGGGCAUAGGCAUAUAAGGCCAGAAGGGUUAUCCUGCCUGAGCCUGGGAAUCUUCUUUCUCCUGAAAGUUUGACCUUGCAGCCUUAAAAGCUUACUACUGUAUUUUUUAAUGGAAUAUUAAUUGUAAUCAAAUAGUCAUUGCACCAAAUUCUUCUGGCAGGAUGAGUGAGAGCCCACCUUAGAGUGUUUGCAUGCUGACUUGGAUGAUCUUAAUCUGAACACCCAAGUAGGAGAGCACAGCUCUCUGUCCUCUUUGAAUGCAUGUUUGGCAGAAGUUAUAUUCAAAAAGUAUAGUCUGCAAUUAGGAUUGUUUCAUGCAAGCAAAGAGACAAAAGUGUUACAUGGACUGAAUUCAAAUUCCUGCUGAACCUCAGGAGAAAAGAAAGCCAAAGAAUAAUUUAAUUUAAUUCUGCAUCUCAUGUCUGUGAUCAAAAGAAUAUACAGCUACAUGGACAAAGCCAGAGCCCCUCCCAGGGGCGACACUGCCCUUCUGUAGUCAGUAUGUUUCCAGCUCUGCCUGUCUGAGGACCCCAAAAUCACAAGACUUAGGAGAAUAUCAGUUAUUAUUUCUGUGAUUUCUGCCCAGAGGGGGACAGCCCUGUGUAAUUUGUUACCAGUCUAAUGUACAUUUCUUGUUGAAAUGCACACCCAGUAAUAUGUUACUUCUGCUGCCGGCUGCUUCAAGCAGCAGCAGACUCCAUUUAUUUUCUCUUAUCUCUUAGAAGGAUGCUCUGCAUUUUCCCCUCCUCCACUGGGUCCUUUUUCCCUGUUUUCCCCUUUUUUCUCAGCCUUUCCCUCUCUGUCCCUUUCUUGACCAUCCUGUUUGCUUCCUCUUUCACCUCGUCCUUUCACUCUGUUUCCUGCCUGGUACAUUUGUCUCCUUUCCCCAUGUAUUCCUUCCUUUCCUUCUCACCAUCUUGUCUCAGUUUCUUUCCAACUUAUUCCUUCCCUGCCACCUUUGUAAAUCUGUCACCUUGCAUUUCUGUCUUUUAGAGUUUUUCAGUUUUCAAGCAAUAGAAUGCAAUAUUUGGCAGUCUUUCUUAACAGCAGCCUGGUGGCAGUGGCUGUGACACCCAUGAGAAACACGAGCUCCUCUGCUUGGGGCAGUCACACUGCCAGGUGCAAACCUGGGCUCAUCUUGCAACUUUGGUCAUGGGAUAGAAUCAAACAAUAGAAUCACAGAAUCCUUUGGUUUGAAAGGGACCUUUAAAGGUCAUCUAGUCCAGCCCCUCUGCAAUGAAGAGGGACAACAGAAGCACUGAAAGAAGGAGCAUUCUGCAUGGGGAUAAGUAUUGGAGGGGUUGGCCAGAAAGAAGGUCCCAGCAGGUUGUAAAAACAUGUAAAAUGUCACAAUACAGCAAGUCUGGCAGUUUCAUUGUAAUUCUGCAGCACAAACCUUAUGAGAGAUUUGGAAUGGCAUUUGCACAGAACUGAUUCUUCAGCUGCCUGAGCUGUAAUGCCAUGAGAGAUACAGGAGAGUCUUCACUUCUGCUCCAGGAGCUUCAGUGAUUGCUGCCCCUAAAAGGAUGGCUCUCUUUUAGACUGGCAGUAGGAUUUUGUUGCUGCCUUCCUUUAUAUUCCUCUCCCCCAGAUGACUGUCCUGAAGAUUGUGGAAAACAAAGUUCAUGAGAUGCCAGACAUUACAGCCUGUGUGCCAUGUCUGCUGCCACUGACUCUUAACCUUUCUCAGCAUCUCCCUCCAUCAGCCAGAGACAGGCUGUCCAUAUCUUCAGUGGCCCAGGAAUUUUCUGAUGAGCAGUUCACUAUGGCAGUUAAUAAAAGCAUCUGAAGAAUCACUUGUUCUGCAUAGAGUUGAGAUUUGAUCUACCUACUGCAUCUCAGGUAGCUGUAAUCAUCUUGAGUAUUGUUCCUGAGCUACUUGCUCCUGCUUUAUUCAACAAAAAAUUGUUUUAAAACAAAGUGACAUUCAACUAGGACUGUUGCAAGUCACUUUAAAAGGUCAGCAAAGAGGAUCUGGCAGUGAAAUGGCUUUUCAGCACUCUUAGUGUAGACCAGAGCUAUGUGAUGGGGAAGGGUAAGUAAAAGAGAAGCAAGAGGGGGGAAGACAGAAAAACAAGGAACCUGAAAAGCAUCAAAAAAAGUGAUUCUGGAAUAACGAUGAUGUUGCAAGUGCAGUCCUCAAACAUAGUAGGAGUGUCAGCUGAUGCACUGAAUGAAUUUUAGCAAAAAUUUGAGUUUGGUUUGGUUUCGGUUCUUUUUUUUCUUCCUUAGCAUUUUCUCUCUCAAGAUACUAUUAACAGAAGGAUGUGGUUUUAUUUGUAACAUCUCUCUACCUGAAGAAAGAGAGUGAAGCAACAGCAGUUGUUUGACAGAAUACAGGAACUGAAGAUGAGUUUUGUCCCGAUAAAUGAUUUAGUUUCAUGACGGAGUGGUUUAAUAACAGUUGCCAUUAAGACAUUGCAGGAUUAGAGUGAUGGUGUUGAGCAGGGAAUUCCUGCCUUGUCUGAGAGAGUGGGCGAAUAGCAGUGCAUUUCUAGGCUGCCUUAUGCUAGAAGAGAAAACACCUGAGAGUAAACAGAGAGAAACAGGCAUGAUUUGAACUUCCUGCACCUGCAGGCAUCUUGAAAGGCUGUCUUGAAACUCUCCUGUCCCCUGCCAGCUGUGUUGGAUCAGUAGUGAAUGAGGGCACUCCAUGGCUCCACUAACAACACUGGUAACCCCAUUAGUUGGCAUCAUGGACAAGAAGAGGUGCAACUCCAGCUGGAGGUGACAACCAGGACAUUUUCUCCCCUUCUUGCACCAAGGUAAGUAAAGAGGAGAGAGGCAACAAGGCAGAGGAAGGUCAAAGCUGAGUAGGAAGGAAGAACAGAGAUGUAUUCAAAAGGGGUUCACACUGAUGGCAAACAGUGCAGCUCACACAGAGCAGGGCACAGGUCCUGAGCUGCUGUGAAAAGAUCAGAUGUUCUUCCUGCUGAUUUUGUGGCCCUUCUGUUGUCAUCGUCCAUGCACAGAACAGCAUUCUGAACGCUCCCACUCAGCACUCCUAACUUUCUCUUCUUCAUGGCCAGCUGUGACCCUCUGGGCCAUCCUAAGCCAGGAUUUCUGAAAGGUUGGGACAGUAUUCCACAGAUGCACUGCACACUUGCUUACUUGACAUGUUCCCUGCUGAAGGCAAACAAGAAAACACAGUUUCUUAAGAAUAAUCGUCUGUCUCGGUCUCUCAGUUGAAUUAAUUUUGUGUUUAUUUAAGCUGAGCUUUUCAUAUGACACAUUAAUUCCCUGAAAUGACUAAUUUGAAAAUGCAGUGUUCACAUAAACAUACAAUAUAUUUGUAUGUGUGUGUGAUGGACGUUGAUUUAUUAUGGUCAUAUAGAAAACAUAGCUUGAGUUGUAGAUAAUAAAUUAUUCUGCUGGAACAUCAUAUUUUGGACCACAUUGCCUCUGAAAGGAGUAUCUGUAUUAAGUUAAAUCACACACAGUGGAACCUCACUAACCCUAGUGCUUUCAAACAGUGUAAGCCUUUGAAUUCAUGGAGAUUUAUUCUGCUGCCAGUGUAGUGGUGGCCAGUGGAAGGACACAUUCUUCCCAUUCACUUUUUGUUGUUUCUUUCAGUUAAAAGAAAUAGCUGUUUGAUAAAACAGCAUAACCUAAUAACCUUAACUUGUUUAUACUGAAGAAAAAAAUUCUUCCACUGAGAGAGCACUGUGCAGCAGGGUCAUUUGCAGUUUUGGGGUUCAGCUGUAGGGACAGCUGAGGCAGUCCCUGGCAGUACAGUCUGAGCAUAGCCCUCCGUGCUUUGUAGAGCCUGAGCUCAGCUGGAGAACUGCUUCAGAACUAGCAGCCACCCUCAAAAGCUGUGCUCUGUGCCUGAGGGCUGCCCCUCCUGACCUGCCUGACCAUAGUGAUCCUGUAGGCAACGCUUACUUACAGACAUUUUGUGUUCAACAAAAUGACAUUUUCCAGUACAGAAAGAAAUCUGAGCAAUUUUCUCUCUCUUGGACCAUUCCACUAGGCUAAGGGAGCAUCUCAGGCAGAUAUUCCCCAGCUCCUUUCACCUUUCAUCACCACUCCAUGCAGCUUCUCAUUUUCCCCAUGAUCACCAUCUCCUCCUGAUCCCUGUCCAUGAUUCCUACUUUACUCCUCCUAAUGUCAUCAUCCUUUUUCUGCUUUUCCUGCUUUGUUAUGACCUGUGUCACCAGGACCAAGUGCCUUUCCUCCCCCUGGCUUUCCCACUUCCACUCCCAAGGUGAUGUUUGGGAGACUCUGCAGCAGCUGUGCUGCAUUUGCUGUAGGACAGAGUUUAAGCCUGCACAGACUGAAGACUAAUUAUGUCUACAAACCUAAUUUGUUUUUGAAGCAUGAUGGGUACAGUACUUUCACUUCUGGUUUGGAUUGUCCUCCAGAUCCUGAGGCUGAUGGAGGUCGAGAGAUGUCAUACAGAAGUUAGGCUGACACAAGAACCAGAAAGAAUAGAGGGUGUAGGUCUCUCAGGAUCUCACUGAAACAGAGAAAACCAGAGAAACAGUACAAAAAUACUAUCAGUCACAGCAUUAUAACUUUUUCAGGAAAGCUGCUUAGUUCUCAGGACCAAGCUACUUAGUUCUCUAAAUAAUCACCCAAACAGGAAACCAGAUUUAUUCCUCACCUGCAGUAAGCCACUGCGCUAACCAUAUGUGUCACAUUCCAGGUUUGUUCUGUCACCUAAAACAAAUUUGCCUGCAGUCAGUCUUAAAGCUGCUUAGAGAUUUGAAGUAUUUUCUUGUUAAAUUCUACAAAGACGAUGUCACGUAUCGGGGUACUCUGAGAGGGCUGCGUUAUGGGGAAACCAGGAUGAUGGAAAAGGGAGAGAAUAAUGGGCUUCUGUUCGCAGCUUCAGAUCUAUAGGAUGUAUUGUAAAAUAGAGUUCUGUUCAUGCCUUCCACGAGUGUUCUCUGGUGGUCACAAGCAAGCAAGAACGUCAAAUAUAAGUGGAAAUGAAAGCCUUUUAUUUCGAAGUCCUCUGGCUGUGCUAUGAGAAGCCAUCUUCGAGCGGGGCCUCCCAUGGUAAUUACAGCCAUGCUUUACUGAAAGCACAUUUUGUGCGCUCCGUGUGGGGAGCGAUAGGACUUCUCAAAAGGCAAAGGCUCGAAGAACUCCCAUAUGUUUCUGAUCUAAUUUUAAGUCUAGACUUGCUUUAUUUAGUUUCUUUUGCUCGGCAUUUGCCUAGCUAAAGCUUUUAGGAGUUCUUUUAAAACUGGAAACAUGGGGGGGGGAGUGCGCACUGCUAAGGUUAAAAAUAAAUGUAAAAACUUUUCCUUUUUUAAAAAGUUUUUGCACGGGGGUAAGAGCUCCCCUCUGUUCAAAACCCCACUGAGCUCUUCAAAGGAGAAGUCUCUGCAGCAACAUCAGGGAGUUAUUAAAUACAUACUUAGUCCACAAUUUUCAUUGGUAAAUUCUUUAUGUCUGCUUAAUGUGUGCUAGUUAGAAGUGAUUCUUUUUGCAGACUCGUUUACUCAACCCCGGGGGGACCUAUGAUCUCCUGCCCCUUUAGCACUAACUUUUACAAACAGUUAAAAAAAAAAAAAAAAAAAAAAAAGGCAGCAAAACAAAUACCAACAACCCCAAAGACCAAGACAGUGAGUUAAACGGGCCAGGCAGCGGGACACAGCCCGAAAACGGACAAGAGCCAGAAGGGUUUCCCGCAGCACUGCCGUUCCCCUCGGAGCUUUCUCCGGGCCGGGGCCGCCCCGCGGGCUCCGCUCUGCGGGCGCUGCCCGGCUGCGAUAACCGGGACAGACCCGGCCCGCGCCGUCUGCGCCGCUAUCAUCCGCUGGCCUCAGACUAAACAUUGAACUGGGCUUAGUCACAUAUUUACUCACUGCGAUGGCAGCUAGCGCGGAGCAGGCCUGCGGGGGAGGCUGUUUUUGCCCGGUUUCCCCCGGCCGGCCGCGGGCAGGCUGGAGCUCCCCCUGCCGCUCUGCAGGCCCGCUCCUCGGCUUGCCGGGGCGCCGGCGGCUCCCGGGCCGAGCCCACACUCGGCUGCUUCAGGGCUGUGCUCGGUGCAGCUGCCCCGGAGUUGGUUGCUGGCUCUCUAGGUGGCCCAGGCUCAUGCACCGCUCCUGGGGCUCCCGGCCACUGCUUCGGGCGUGAAGGAGCCAGGGAGAGACAACAGACACGAGGCUUGGCCUCGCCUCUUGUUUUUGGGGUUGAGAUUCCUGUUAGGGGGUGAAAAACGGUCUGAGUGCUACUCCCAGUGUAGAAAUGGUCACGGAAUGAUUUGUCACCUUGACAGGGAAGUUUAGGGCAGGUAACUUCAGGGCUUGUUCUUUCCUUCACUUGCACUCGAGCUCCAGCUUGCUGAUGCCGAGUGCCAGUGGCAAAGGAAAGGGAAGUCUGUUCCCCAGGCUGAGCCCCUGCGCUCUGCCCAGGGCCUCGGGAGCACGGUCCCCCUUCCUGCACUGCACCGGGAACUGCAGAUAUCCCAGGAGACCGCCAGCAGCAGGGCUGGAGGGACACGCUGCUGCUGCAGCUCUUUUCCCCAGCGCUGCCUUUCCCAAACAUUGCCCCUCUUCUAGGAGACUCUGCAGGUGGAGGUCCUGCUGCCCCAGUCUGGUGUGGAGGGUUCAGGAGCUGGGAGUGCACGGGAGGCAGCUGAGGAGGGCUCUGCCUGCUCCUCACGGAUGUGCUGCCCAUGCCCACCGGGAGGACACACGGGAGUUUGUGUCACAGCAUCCCAGACACACGUGGGAGCAUCCACAGGCGGGUCAGAGCAUCCGCAGGCGGGUCAGAGCUCCCCGCGCUGAGCCCUCUGUAGGGCAGUGCCACAGGGACAAGGAUGGGUGGUUCGGCAGCAGCUCCUCAUCACAGCAUCCCUUUGGGGAAAUCAGCUUCUCCUGAAGUGCUUGGUGCUCUGCAAUGGGAAAGAGCUAAUGGGGAGUUCUUCCCUUCAGGUCUGUACUGGGCUUGAGGGGAAAUUCAAAGUAGCGGUCAGGGUGCAGUAACAGCCCUGGUUCAAGGGGGAAACGGGGCUGGGGCCUGACGGUGGUUCAGGUUUGGUUUGACUGAUUUUAUCCAGGAAAUCCUCCCACUGUGCUCUCCAGUUUCUGAUCCUGCUGUGUUAAAUGGCAAUUUGGCUAAAUGGCAUUAUUUGAAUCCAGUGGGCUGCGUUUAACCUGGUAUUAAAAUGCAUGUUUGGGCUUUUAAAUUUGAUAUGAAGACAGCUGUAUGCAUUUUCCCUUGUUUGUCAAUUGCAUACAUAUGAUACGAUGUUUUCAGUGAGCACUAAACAAUGCAAUGUGAGGCAUUUCAACAAAGGAAUAAUUUAAUGCAACCCAGCAGAAAUGCAGAGCCUUAGAAGUGGUUCUUUAUGAAACUACAAAUUUUGGAAAUGGGUCCAGAAGACCUACACUGGAGCAACACAAGAAACAAUAGUUAACACAGUAACAUUUUUCCUGUAAGAAAAAUACACCAUGAAGAAAUUAUAUUUUCCCUUUUUUUUUUUUAGUUUGUUGAUUUACUUGAAUGCUUUAGUUGGCAUAUUUUGUAUUUGUUGCAUGGUAGGGAUUAAAAUUCUCAUUUCUUCACCAAAAGAGAAUAUUGUCGCACAAGAUGCACUUUGAGCCAAACGAGAUUUUUUUUUGUCAAGUGUAAAUUUGUCUCACAUAUUUUGUUCCAGUUCAAAGAAAAUUAACACAUUGUUACAUUCUUUUCAUCUUCAGUUUAGCUUUAGCAGAAUGAGACACAUUUCCUUCCUAAUCUUCUUCAGAGCCACAAUUGUCCCUGCUUGCACAGGUGGAGGAUGGGUUAGGAAGGGCUGCACAUUUGUUGGGGCAAAUUGUUAAUUAAUUUAUUAUUAUUAUUGUUAUUAAAAAUUAUUAAUGAGCUCUAUUGGAAAUUAUGGGAACCAGCCUCAGCUCCCACCUUGCUCAGAGUCUGGGUGCAGCCAUGGGCUCUCCUGGUGAUCUGGGCUGGGUUAAGGAAUAGAGAGAGAGUACCUGGUACUUCCUGCUAAAGAAAGGGAGCAAAAACACCCUGUAGGACAUGGAUUGGGAUAAAUGCAGCAACAGAGCACUGCUGGAGGCUGCUGGACAGCUGGGUGGGGGAGCAGGCUGGCUGGCAGGAGCUGUUUAUCCCGCACACCGCAGUGCCAGGCAGGGCUGUGCGAGCUGCUGCAGGCAAGUGUCAGUCAGAUUCUGCAUGGGCAGAGGUGGAAUGGAGCAUCAACAAAAUACUCUUUUGUUGGAAUUACCUCCACACAGCCCUGAGUGGACCUUCCUGCACACAAAAGGUAAAGUGUUACAUAGCUACCAGAGGGACUGGGUGUUAUCCUUGGUGAAGGGAGGGAGGGAGGGAUAAGUGCCAGCCUGGACUGCAGGUAGGAUGUGAUUGGAGAUCACACUGCUGCUAACUCUUGCUCUGGGAUCUCUUAUCAGAGGAUGACACAGUCCAAAUUAAAAUGCAGGGGUUGCAGUACACAGGAAAAUCGAAUGAAGGCACCUAAGUCUUCCCAAAAAAAUCUGUGACUCCAAAGCACUUCCUGAAGUUGAUAAAAAAAUGCAUUUGUGGUAAAUUAAUUAAUCCAGCAGCCCUGGCCACGACUGGCAUUUUCAAAACUGGCCAUUGAUACAAAGCCUCAAAAUGUGCCUCAGAUUCAGGCACAUUGAUAGGACUACAGUCUGCCCAGGUAUGCAAGAAGCUGCGGAUUUUCCUACUCCUGUAAAGCAGACCUGAAGUUGCUGCAGGCUGCUUUCCCCAGUCCUAUUGCCUGCUCUGAAAUGUGCCUGAAGGUCUGCUCUGUGACUGUCCAGGCUGGAAGUGACCCCUAAAACCAGGGAAUAACGACCCUGCCCUGCUGGUUUGCGUGGCUCCAGAAGGCAGUGGUGUGUGCAGAACGCCCAGGCCGUGCCCAGUGGUGGGUGAGAGGGUACAGCAUGGCAGAAAUGGCAGAGCCAUUUCCUCCUUCCUUCCUGCGGAUGCUCAGGGGUGUCUUGCUUCAGUGCGUGGUAGUAGGAUUGUUGUGUGUACAAGCACGUGCAUGUCCAUGUCACAACAGCCAGAGGUGUGGGCUUGUGCUCAGUGUUUGUGCUCAUUGUUUCUUCUCUCUCUCUCUCCAGUCGAAGACCGCCCCCUUCACCUACUCGGCCCACUGUAAUCCGCCCGUUAGACUCCUCCCUGUUAGACUAAAAGGAGUUUCUGGCAUGUCACUCGUUGUUAACCAAAUAUGUGGAAACAAAUUGCUUGGUAACUGUCACAAUAACCAGUGUAUAGUCGCAUGUAUGGACAUCUCUAGGCAAGUAACCAAUUUUACUGAUAUUCUCUGUCCAUUCUGCAUUGUUUAUGAGGUCUUCAAUGUUUGGGGAAGGUCUGUGUUGCCUUGACUUUUCCUUCUGCAAUAACUGAUGUUAGCUAACUUACUGACACAUAUCUCCACCCAGCCAACUGUGCUCACAGUCCUCUACAGCAGCUGGAGGGCUUCACUCUGUGUGUCUUUGUGCAUGUGUUGAUUUGAUCUGCUGCUUUUUUUUCUCUCUUACCUGAAAGGAAUCUUGCUUUUGUUUGUACCUUCCAGGUUUUCUAUUUUCUCUUGUAAUGGCUAAACCGGGCAAAGAAAAGCCAUGUGGUUUCUUACCAAGCUCUUCUGAAGGCCCCACACUUCCAGGUCUUUCUUGCAAGAGGCUUGCUUCUCCUAUAAAUUCUCCUUAUCCAAAAUUUAGUUCUAAGGAAUGUUGUUAAACGAGCAGGGUGUGGGUAGGACAAGGCAUGUUUUGCUUUAUUCCCAUGCUGGCAGCUGCCAUGCCAGGUUGGUUGGGUUGGUGAGAAACAGCCUGGGGUGCCCCAGCUCACAGGGCUCAGCAUGGAGAUCACAGCCAGGAGGGGACAGGGGUGUGACACAGCAGCGUGUGCCAGCUCCCUCUGUCCCUGCUCACUCUCCUGCUCCCACUGCGCUCCUGGAGCUGCUGGAGGGGAGUGAGUGCAGGGAAAUGAGCUGUGUGCAGGAUCCAGGGAACUGAGCACUGCUUUUGGUCCCUUUGUGACCCAGAAGGACACAGACACGUGCACAGCUGGGCGUGGGGCCCCCCUCCUGUGCCCACCGUGGGAGCUCCAGCCUGGGCUGGCAGCUGAGCUUCCCAAGGGCCAGGUUUGGAUGUGAGAUAUUUGUGAAAUUUUCACAUGCCAGUCAGUAAAGUGUCCCUGUGUCCCCUGUGUAAAGAUUUUCUUUCUGCAUUACAUGGUCCUUGCACACACCUUGGUUUACUGUUGCUUUAUCCAGCUAAGUUCUGGGAAGUGCUCAGCUGUGCAUCCUGGGUUAUUUUAGCAGCUGCUCACUUGCAGAGGUGCUCUCUGCCUCUUGUUUUGCACGUCAUAAAUUAAUGCAUUAUAAAAACCUCUUGUCUUAACUGCAUUACUUCACUUUAAACACUUAGAGCCAGUGUCACCCUUAAAGCUUAGAACUUAGUGAGUUAACAGAAUGAAACUAGAGAGGAAUUUGGCCUUGUUCCUUCAGAAAAUAUUAAUUGCUGUUAUUAAAAUUAUGGUUACAGAUCCCUUGGCAAAGCAAUUGGUGGUUUCAAAGGCCCCCAGUACAAUCAGUCUAAUAAAUGUAUGUAUUGAGACUGCUUGUAGGGCUCCAGUAUGCUGUAGCCCCAUGGUUAGGAAGAAUCCAAUCAAAGAGCCACAACAAAUGGGGAUUUAGCCUGUUAAUUCCCAGGCUGCUGAUUAGCCGUGCUCACCAGUGUAGCAAAUCAUGUUUCAGCCUGCAGAAGAGAGACGAGCUUGGGAAAGCAUCGUGAUUUGUAUGUUAGCUUCACUUUAAUUUCCUGUCAACCCCAUCCUUGUGACACAUGCCUGGGGAGUCUGGAGGUCACAUGCAAAGAUGGAGUUUGUCAGAGCCCUGGAUCCUGGUGAUCUCAGCAGACUGCUGGUGUUUGUUUGGGGAGCAGGUCCAUGUCUCCAAUGCCAAGUGCACAGAAUCAGCUUUCAAGGAAAAGAAAAGUUUGAAAACACAACCACAGUCAUACUAGUUUUCACUACAAAAAAGAAAACAAUUUUGAUGAUUCUUCUUGUCUUCUACACAGCUUUCCACUGCUUAGUGCUCUCUGCUGUAACCUGUGCUGCAUCUGUUGGAUUUAUUUUUGUAAAUAGCCACAAUAGCCCAUAUUGUUGCCUUGCCAGCACUCCUGUAUAUCCAAACAGUUUAUCAGAACUCUGUUACUGACUGGCAGCUGCCUGCUGAUGGGAAGCCAGGUUUAAUGCCUGGGCCACAGAGAUCACUGAUAUCACUUUGAUCUCAGAAUAUCAAAUUAUCAUACUCACUUGGUGAUAGAAGACCAGGAUGGAUGGGUCUUCCACCUUCUAGUGGAAGGUGUCCUGCUCAUGGCAGAGGGCUUGGAACAAGAUGAGCUCCAUGGUCCCUUCCAACCCAACCCACUCUAGGAUACUGCAAGGCCACGGUCUGGGUUUAUCCCACCACAGCCCAAGGACUCAGCUUAGUUGUCUUUUGUCCAGUGGGAAGAGCAUGACCCCCAGGAGGUGAUUCAGGCCUGUGUGGCUGCAAGGGACACGAGGGCAGUGCUGGUGAGUCAGGAGCCUCAAUUACAUGGCACAGCUCCUGGCCUAGAAACGUGCUUUUAAAUGCUCUCUACUUGAGACUCCCAAAUUUAAUGACUGUUUCUGCCAAGCAUAAGGGAAUAGGUGGCACAACUGAGCACUGUCCUUUAUUCUGCCCCCAAGAAACUUAUUUCUCAGCAGUAAUACUGAAUUGUAAAUAAAGCUCUCAAGGGUGGAUUUACCCAAAAGAGGAGGAGGAGGCAGUAAGGCGUCAGUACCAUCUGGUCCUGUGCUUGAUGCUGAGGGUGCAGGACACAGCUGCACAGCCCUCCUUCCUCUGCAUCCUCAUUCAGAUGUCAUCUAAAUCCGGCCCUGUGCCCUAAAUGCAGCACUUUUAGGUGUGCAGGUUAAUAAAAAACCAUGAGCAUGAAUCCAGGGUUUACUCAUUUCACCUCUUCUUGCGUAUGUGCUUGUGAGAAUAAACAACGUAAAGUUGUUUCUAGGAAAAACACUUGAAUGCUUCCCAAGGAAUUGCCACAUCUAGUUGAGUAAGUACUGUCCUCCAGCCUUGGCCCACUUCCUUCUGCUGUAGAGUGCCUGGAACGGGUUUGUUUGUCCCACUUACUCCUGAUGCUGGCGAGUCCCGUCCAUCCUGUCCCUUGUUCUUAGAGGAGCAGCCUUGGCAGCAACUCACUCCAUGCCAAAUGGAAAGCAGGACGAGCGCCCUGUGGGUCUGCCAGAGGGACUGAGCACCUCUGCAGAGCCACUUAGAUGGGAUGAACCACAUCUGAACUGUGUCUGAGAUGCACAGGUUGCUCUGCCCUUCUCUGCUUCCCUCUGGCACCGCUCUGGUAGCCAGGGCAUAGUGGAGCAAUAAUGAAGCAACACCAGAGUUUCUAAUCUUACAUGAAGUGCACAAAGACCUGUAGUUGCUAAGAUUCCAGAGGGUGCUCAUCUAAUUCUGCAUUUAGGCUGAACCUGGAUCUCUGCCCAGAGAACAUUUGCACCUCACCCCGCUGUGGCUGACCACCAGCUGAAGAGCUUGUGCGUGCCGUGAACAGCUCUCGGCCUGGCAUCUCAAGGGAUCUUGUGCUAGGGUUAAAAAGAUUGUAUGCUCAACAAAAAGGCUUAUGUACAUAGUUAAUGUGUGUUUAUUUUAUUGCUGAUCUUGUUGCACUUUCUGAGCAAGCCUUCUAAAAGUAGAUUAUUUAUUAUAUUAAAGAAGAUACGUUAUAGGUUAUGGCAUUUCGUGUUCAAGUAUAACAUAGAAAAUACUAUCCUCUCAGUUCCAGACAGCUCCACUAACCAUGAUGUGUACAGCACAUUGAGAUUACUGACUAGUUCUGUCCUUCUGUCUUAAAAUAGUCCAACCCUCCUGAAUUGAGAGCAGACCUGCUUUGUCCCUGUGCCACCAGGGAGCCUCCCGGCGCCCUCCUGGCACAGCUCCUCCUGCUGUGGCACUGCCCCUGCUCCCAGGCUGGUGCAGAACAGCUCCCUCGUGUAAAUGAAUGUUACUCUGCCUGUCUUUCCUCUUGCUUUGUCUGCAGGCGAGCUGAUGCCGACGGCUCCUCCCGUCCAGACAGCCCUCCACUCUUGCUUGAUCUAUGAUUUGUCCCGCCUUGCCGGCCGUUUGCUUUACUGCUGUCUCUUUACUUUUCCAGGACAGUCUAAACCAUGACUUCUUUUUUGUAAGAAGCAAACGCUUAAUGUCUUUCUGAUUUUUUUUUUUUUUUGCUCUGUAUGUUAAUGCCCUACUUCAUGUGAGCCAAAACAUCUGCCUUUGGUUUCGUAAUCUGUAAAUGGUUCCUGGUGUUGACCUUUGAGCACAGCGAGUGGAUUCCCGAAACCGUGGUCAUCACUGAGCAUCACAUACACCUGCUGUAAAAAUGUUCUGCUGCAUUUCUGAACCUGAAAUAAACUGUCAUUCUUGAUGGGCUUUUAUUAUUACUUUCUGGAUGUGUGUGAGUGGUGUCUUGUCUCUUGCACCAUCAUCUCAGCAUUCCACACUGCCUCGGUGGGGACUGCAGGGAGGAUUUAUUGGAGGUGCUGCUGUGCUGAGAUCACUGGAGAUGUCAUUAAAGGGGAGGUGGAACCCGUUGGGAAGCAUUCAGCCUGCUCCCCUGCAAGGGGCUUGGAGUGCUGCAGAGAUAUUUUGCUGGGAAAUGGAUGAAUGUUUUACAAGCAGUACCUGGGGUUCACUUCAUUGCUGGGGAAAGCACGUUCAGAGGAGUUUCAGAGCUGAGCAGAAGGCCAGACUCAGUCCUCCAAAGCAGGAGCUGGAGUUAAAAUAUGCCUGAAAGGGAUUUCCCCCUAAAGAUUGUGUACAAAUGUGCAGAUGUCCUGAUUGCUCAGUUCCUCCUGCAGAUCGGGGUGAGCCAAGUACUGCAAUCAGUGCUUGGAGAUGGUCUGCAGGGCACAAAGAACACAGCAGCUUCCUGUGGGAACCCCACAGUUGCUAAGUGGGUCCUUAGGUUUUGGGAAAAGAGGGAGGAAAAGGUGGGAUGAGCAAAGCAGGAACAUCCCUGCAGUAUCCUGUAACAUUUGGAGAUUUCUUUAUUAGUCUUUAAGGCCUUGGCUGAGGCACACCCCCUGAGGGAACAGCAGUGUCCCACGUGUCCCCUCUGACUGGAGCCCGUCAGGACCCCUUGGAUGAGCCUGGGGACAGGAAUGUUGGUCAGGGAGAGCUCAGUGCUCUGUGCUGGGUACCAGGAGGAGCAGCUGCUCUGUGCACUGGGCCCUCACUGCCUGGGGCUCUCCAGCUUUGUUCUGUCCUUUCCCAGCAACGUCCCCUCCUGACACCCCAGUGCAGCCCACGGGCCAUCCCGUUUGAUCAUUCCUCAUUUCAUCAGAACCUCACAGAAGUUCUACUCAAGAACAGUGUUUGAAGCUGAUAGUGGUGAGAAUUUUAAGGCUGCCUGGGGAAAAGCUCUUGCAGAGGGUAUAAUUUGCUGCAAGAAAAUUAGAAAGCCUGUGACCAGUGACCUCCACACCUGGGAUGGGAUUGUUCUGGUUCUCUGGCACUGGCAGGUCAGAAGGGAGGCGGUGAGGAUGAAAGCCAGGCUGUGCUGAGAGCCAGCUGAUUCUAAUCUUGCUCUUGCUCUUUUCUUUAAUAUGCAUGUUCUGUGCCUUUUGCUCUUAACCCAUUUUAUUAAGAUAAUUUUGUAUAUGAGUCAUUUUAUUGUAUCUUGGCCUUUUGUUUUAAAUCUCCCCCUCUCUCUAUGAUUUUUGGGUUAUUUUUUGGUUUUUUCCUAGGCGACCUCCACCAGCUGGUCCAGGAAGAUCAUCCUAACACACACAUUUCUUUUGUGUCACAUGCAAUGUCUUUUUUUUUUUUUUUUAAUCCAAAAUUACCUUUAAUUUGCACUAGCCUAUUUGUAAAUGAAAGAUUUUAUUUUCAGAUGUCAAUGAUAAGCCUGGAUGUAAAAAAUAAAAUUCUGACUACAAAA